Molecule: messenger RNA, 1314 nt
Organism: Ceutorhynchus assimilis (cabbage seed weevil)
Lineage: Eukaryota; Metazoa; Arthropoda; Insecta; Coleoptera; Curculionidae
Source: the annotation of a GenBank genome assembly
AUGGGACCCGUAUCCGAACUAGAUAUGGAAUACUCCAUGGAUUGUUACUUUCGUCAAUACUGGAGAGAUCAAAGACUAUCCUUCGUCGGACCGAUCAAAUCUCUAUCUUUAUCAAUUAAAAUGCUGGAAAGAAUAUGGCGACCAGACACUUACUUUUACAAUGGCAAAAACUCGUAUGUGCACACUAUAACUGUGCCUAAUAAGCUGUUGAGGAUUAGCCAAGACGGAGAUAUUUUGUACUCGAUGAGGUUGACGAUAAAAGCAAAAUGUCCGAUGGAAUUAAGAAGUUUUCCGAUGGACCGUCAAUCCUGUCCACUUAUUUUAGGAAGUUAUGCCUAUACUUCGAAAGACUUGAUUUAUCAAUGGCAAAGCGACAGGAGCGUAACGUUUGUAGCUGGAAUGACUUUGUCCCAAUUUGAUUUGAUCAGUUAUCCUUCUAGGAAUUUUACAUUUAAGCGUAGAGAAGGGGAAUUUUCAGUCUUAGAAGUUAGCUUCAACCUCCAACGACAUACUGGCUACUUUUUAAUUCAAGUUUACGUCCCUUGCAUUUUAAUAGUUGUUCUCUCUUGGGUCUCGUUCUGGAUCCAUCGAGAAGCUACCAGCGAUAGAAUCGGAUUAGGCAUCACGACUGUACUAACUCUAUCAACAAUAAGUCUAGACUCUAGAACUGACUUACCUAAAGUGCGUUACGCUACAGCUCUUGACUGGUUCUUGCUGAUGAGCUUCCUAUAUUGCAUAGCUACUCUGUUAGAGUUUGCUGGUGUUCAUUAUUUCACUAAGGUUGGCAGCGGUGAGAUUCCAAUAGACGAAGAUGAAUGGGAAGACUUCAAAGAAACCGAAGAAGAAUUUAUUGGUUCCACUGCAGAUGAUUUACUAGAAACCAUCAGCACCACCUCUGAGAGUCGUAGACGAAGAAGCUCUAUAGUUUGUCCGAUUUUUAAUGCAGCGCCACUAUAUCAGAGCCCCAAGAGAACUUCGCUGGUCGAUAGUCCUAGGGCUUCGCCUCCUGUCAAAAUAACUGUUGAGAAAACUACUCAGACUGAAAAUAAGUUACCGAAAUGGAAGCAAUUUAUGUAUUGUCUGAAAGGAGAUGAUAAGUUCAGGAGACAAAGACAAAGAGAAGCUGCAGAUUCAACUAAACCUGGGCAUCACGGAAUUCGUCACAUCAACAGUGUAUCCUUGAUUGACAGAGCUGCCAGAAUUCUAUUUCCAACAUCCUUCGGAGUUUUUAAUCUUUUCUAUUGGUUAAUCUACAUUAUGACUCAAGAAAAUUUCAAAUGGGGUGAUAAUAAGUUAAAUCCUCAAAGCCAUUGA